GUAGAGGUGUUCUAGUUGCUUCCGUUGGAAAUAAUGGGACACUGGUGCUGCGUCAAAGGAUGCAACAGUAAUUCUAAACAGAAAACAGCAGAUGGGGCCUUACGGUUUUUCGUAUUCCCCACUUGGAAAAAAAAAUACGGACCGCAGACAGAGGACUUAACAAAGAGGCGUCGGGCUGCAUGGGUCGCUGCUGUAAGAAGGAAAGACAUCACGUUUCAUAAAAUAUCUCCUCAUGCUCGUGUUUGCUCUCGGCAUUUUCAAAAAGGUCAACCCGCAUAUGAGAUGAUGGAGACUGACCCAGACUGGGCUCCAUCCCUGCAUCUGGGCCACACUGACAUCAAACCAACAGACACAGACCGCUCUUUAAGACGUGGUUAUCGGGAACAGCUGAAAAAGAAUGCCCUGCAAGCAACUGAAACGGGGCUCCAUCGGGCUGAUGAAAUCCUUGAGCAACAGGAUGAAGUAACACAUGAGGCGACAGAGAACCCUAACCAGCAACAGACUGACACGCAGAAGGCUGCUGAAAACGUUGGCCGGCCAAACACCAAAGAUGACACAGAAGGUGGUCGUCAGGAAGGACAGACAGAAUGUAACCUGUGUGUGCUCAGGUGUGCAGAGAUGAACCAUCUUUUGGAAGAAAACAGAGAGCUGCGGCGUGAACUUGAUGAGCUGCGGAUCUCUGAUUGCUUCUUUGGAGACACUAAUGAAAAAGUCCAGUACUAUACGGGUCUACCAAACUUGUGGAACCGUUGGAACCUUGUGAGCUCUGGAACCUUCUUAACGCUGAAACGUUGUGAGCGCUGGAACCUUGUUAAAGCUGAACCUUGUGAGCCCUGGAACCUUGUGAGCAGUGGAACCGUUGGAACCUUGUGA
Cyprinodon tularosa is the source of this 873-nucleotide messenger RNA. RefSeq lists its product as uncharacterized. The coding region runs from base 34 to 873 and encodes 279 amino acids. Gene Ontology annotation, molecular function: sequence-specific DNA binding. Lineage: Eukaryota; Metazoa; Chordata; Actinopteri; Cyprinodontiformes; Cyprinodontidae. The transcript has 3 exons. The record is from RefSeq and is a predicted model, not a curated record.